Cydia pomonella (codling moth) is the source of this 2650-nucleotide messenger RNA. RefSeq names its product sodium-coupled monocarboxylate transporter 1-like. The record is from RefSeq and is a predicted model, not a curated record. Gene Ontology annotation, molecular function: symporter activity. Gene Ontology annotation, cellular component: membrane. The transcript is spliced from 13 exons. Lineage: Eukaryota; Metazoa; Arthropoda; Insecta; Lepidoptera; Tortricidae. The coding region runs from base 286 to 2010 and encodes 574 amino acids. Gene Ontology annotation, biological process: sodium ion transport; transmembrane transport.
AACAUUAAGCACCUAAUCCGAAGGAAGUCCAACUCAUUACAAGUGCGAGAACUGGAAUGUUGACGACUUAUUGUCGUGAUGAUUAGACGCCUACUCAAACCUGAGGCCAGCUUGAGGUCUAUUUCCAGACAGGAAAUCAGCAAUUUUUCGUUUAAAAUAGUCCAUCCCAGUAGUGCACAAAAAUCGCGGGCGUAUAAUUGGAAAAUUCAUUCAUACUGUGUCGUCUCCUAGAGGACAGAAGUGUCCAAUACUUUGUUUAAACAAAACAGUGCAAAAAACCACAAAAUGGAUGAUCCAAUAGAUGUUUCAGUGGUUAGAAAGUCAUUUCAACAUUUCACAAUGGUUGACUAUUCAGUGUUCGUCUUAAUGUUAGGCGUGUGCACUGGAAUUGGGUUGUAUUUUGGCUGUGUAAAGAAACAGAAAUCUGUGCAGGAUUAUUUGAUGGGUGGAAGGGAUAUGGGCAUCGUUCCAGUCACGUUCUCCUUGGUUGCAAGCUUUAUUUCAGGUAUUUCCUUGCUGGGCACACCGACGGAGCUUUACUUAUACGGGACGUCAUAUGUCUUUUUCCUUAUCGGGGCCUGCCUAAUGUCAGUCGUCAUCUCUUUUACUUUCAUGCCAGUAUUGCACGAUUUGCAAAUAACAUCGGCUUAUGAGUACUUAGAACUUCGUUACGACAAGCGGGUUCGAUUAUUUGGUUCUAUCAUAUUUAGUUUUUAUUUGAUGGCGUGGUUACCCAUUGUGAUAUACGUACCAGCUUUAGCAUUUAAUCAAGUAACCGGUGUCAAUAUUCAUAUCGUCACUCCAGUCGUAUGCUUUGUUUGCAUAUUCUAUACAUCAUUGGGAGGUUUAAAAGCCGUCGUUUGGACGGAUGUGAUACAAACUAUAGUGAUGACAGGUGCAAUGAUUUUAGUCAUCAUCAAAGGGACAAUCAUUGUUGGCGGCUUUGGCGAAGUCUGGCGACGGAACUGGAACACAGGAAGGAUAGAAAUGCCCUCACUUCACUUUGAUUUGACUGAUCGACAUACUAUUUGGUCAGUUUCCAUUGGGUCCAUGUUCUAUUGGACUGGCAAUAUAGCGGUCAAUCAAUCUAUGAUGCAGAGAUUUCUGUCUCUGCCGGAUUUGAAAUCAUCAAAAAGGGCAGUUUGGGGUUUUCUAGGUGGCAUAGCACUGAUAGUGUUAAUCUGUGCCUUCAGCGGAAUGCUAGCAUACGCUAGAUACUAUGACUGCGAUCCCCUGGACUCCAAGCUGGCUUUGGCCAAGGAUCAGAUCUUGCCGUUGUUGGUUAUGGACGUCCUAGGAGAAUGGAAUGGCUUGCCGGGUAUCUUUGUAGCUGGAGUAUUUAGUGCAGCACUCAGUUCGCUGUCAACCGGGCUGAAUUCAAUGUCUGCUGUAGUCCUGGAGGACUUUUGGAAGCCGUUUUUCAGGCAGCCGUCUCACAAGGAGACACAAAUACUUAUGCGUGCCGUGGUCGUAGUUAUUGGAUGCGUAUGUGUCGGCCUAGUGUUUAUUGUUGAGAAGUUAGGAUCCGUUCUACAACUGUCGAUGAGCUUGUCAUCUGCAUCAAUGGGCCCUCUGACUGGUGUAUUCCUCAUGGGUUUGUUCUUACCGUUUAUAAAUUCUACGAGCGCCUUGAGCGGGGGCGUGUUCGGUCUGCUUACUUCUUGGUGGGUGGCAGCGCAGGCCCAGCUCGCGCAGGCGCACGGCUCGCUGCGUUUCGAGGAAAAACCCCGUUUUCUGCACAACUGUACUUACACGUUCCCCGAUAAAACUGUACAGGACGCGACCGAGGAUGAUGUGGCCUACUUAUACAGGUUAUCAUACUUUUGGUACACUGCAUUCGGCUGCAUCGUAACCAUAGUCGUGGCGUGUCUCAUCAACCUCUGGCCGCAGAAGAAAAAAGAAAAACACUUCAACGAGCUGCGACUUUACGCGCCUUUCAUAAGAAAAUGGAUAGCAAACAAAUAUCAGAUCAAAGUGAACAACGGUGAUGUCGAACUACACAACAGAUAAAAUUCGUAAAAUGAAACUUGACAUAAAUAAAUAAGCUUUACAUGAUAAUAGGAACUCUAUUAUUGAUAAUUUGUACACAAUGUGCGAUAAAUAUAACGUAAAAAUGGUGAUUUUUUUAUAUAUAUAAAAGUUAUCUGGAUCGCUUAAUACUAAUUUACAAAAUAGUUUGUUAUUCACAUUAUUUAGUACGGGUAAUUUCUUCCGGUGUCUGCUCUGAAGAUGCCGAGCCUGUAAAAAAAUAUUUGAUGUUUAGCGCACUUAAUUUAAUUUGUUUCUUUAAUUAUUUACAUAUUACAUACCUAGUUCAUUGACAUACAAAAUAGGUAUUUUAUUUAGACGCAGAAUUAGAUUUUUUAAAUAUUUACGAAAAAAAAAAUCGUUUUUAUGUAGGUAGGUACUAAAUGCACUAUAAACAAUAGGUCAACUGUGUGAUAUUGCUUCUAGUUGUAUUGCAUUUCCCAUACUUGGACUGACAUUAUUAUAUUAAAAAGCAGCAAACACAGUCCACCUUUUUAUCUACGUUUAACCAUUCAUGCAGCCUGUCAACAAUUCAAAGCUUGAAAACGGAACAGCAAGGAACGAAAUUAAUUUUAGCAUUAUAUGGUGAGGUGAGAUCUAAUAAAAGUAAUAAAUCAAUGUA